Messenger RNA from Nestor notabilis (Kea), 2062 nucleotides. It is a transcript of the gene MAP3K3, whose product is annotated as mitogen-activated protein kinase kinase kinase 3. The transcript has 16 exons. Gene Ontology annotation, molecular function: protein kinase activity; protein binding; ATP binding. The record is from RefSeq and is a predicted model, not a curated record. Gene Ontology annotation, biological process: protein phosphorylation. NCBI's taxonomy places the organism in Eukaryota, Metazoa, Chordata, Aves, Psittaciformes, Psittacidae. Bases 1 to 1941 code for a protein of 646 amino acids.
AUGAAGGACCUGGUAGCACUCCAGAUGAGCCGACGGCACAGACUGACUGGAUAUGAUACCAUGAAGAAUAAAGACACUGCUCACUCCAACAAACAGAAGAAACACAAUGCCAGCAGUCCCCCCGUCCUGGGCAGCCCUGCAAUCACCACCCAGUGUGCCUCUGCAGUGGAAGAGAAGAAAAUCCCGAACGAUGUAAGGAUCAAGUUUGAACACAACGGGGAAAGACGAAUUAUCCCAUUUGUCCGUCCCGUGCGCUAUGAAGACGUGCAACAGAAAGUGAAAACAGCCUUUGGGCAGCCACUGGACCUCCACUACAUGAACAAUGAGCUGUCUAUUCCUUUGAAAAAUCAAGAUGACCUGGAUAAAGCAGUAGAUCUCUUAGACCGAAGCUCUAAUGUGAAAAGCCUUAGAAUAUUAUUGCUGUCUCCAGACAGAAACCAUACCAGUUCUUCACCCCAUUCUGGACUGCCCAAACAAGUCAGGAUUAAAACUUCCCAAUCUGUGGGGGAUGUGAGCACACCCUAUCAGCAGCCAGAACCCAGAAGCAGGCAUCUGUCUGUCAGUUCCCAGAACACAGGCCGAAGUUCACCACCUCCUGGGUACGUUCCAGAGAGGCAGCAGCGCAUUGCUCGGCAGGGUUCCUACACCAGCAUAAACAGCGAAGGCGAAUUCAUCCCAGAAACCAGUGAACAGUGUAUGCUGGACCCUUUAAGCAGUGCUGAAAACUCAGUAUCAGGAAGCUGCCAGUCCUUGGACAGGUCAGCAGACAGUCCUUCUUUUCGGAAGUCACGGAUGUCCAGGGCACAAAGCUUUCCUGAUAAUAGACAGGAGUUCUCAGACCGUGAGAAUCAGAUCUAUGACAAAGCAGGGAAAGGUGGGACCUACCCUCGGCGCUACAACGUCUCUAUGCAGCACAAAGACUACAACGAUGGCCGGAGGACGUUUCCCCGGAUACGGCGUCACCAAGGGAAUCUCUUCACCUUGGUGCCUUCCAGUCGUUCCUUAAGCACCAACGGGGAAAACCUGGGCCUGGCAUUGCAGUACCUGGACCCCCGGGGCCGCCUGCGCAGCGCCGACAGCGAAAAUGCCCUUGGUGUGCAGGAGAGGAACAUUCCCACCAAAUCUCCGAGUGCUCCAAUAAACUGGCGACGAGGGAAGCUGCUGGGCCAAGGUGCCUUUGGUCGUGUGUAUCUGUGCUAUGACGUGGACACGGGCAGAGAGCUUGCAGCUAAGCAGGUCCAGUUUGACCCAGAGAGUCCCGAAACAAGCAAGGAAGUGAGUGCCCUGGAGUGUGAAAUUCAGCUGCUGAAGAACCUCCAGCACGAACGUAUUGUUCAGUAUUACGGUUGCUUACGGGAUCGAGCAGAGAAGACCUUAACCAUCUUCAUGGAGUACAUGCCAGGGGGGUCAGUGAAAGACCAGCUGAAGGCUUAUGGUGCUCUCACGGAAAACGUAACCCGAAAAUACACUCGCCAGAUUCUCGAGGGAGUCUCGUACCUUCACAGCAACAUGAUUGUGCACAGGGACAUAAAAGGAGCCAAUAUUCUCCGUGACUCUGCUGGGAAUGUGAAGCUUGGGGACUUUGGGGCCAGCAAACGGCUGCAGACAAUCUGUAUGUCUGGAACAGGCAUCCGCUCUGUCACGGGCACACCGUACUGGAUGAGCCCGGAGGUGAUCAGCGGAGAAGGCUAUGGAAGAAAAGCUGACGUAUGGAGCCUGGGUUGUACAGUUGUGGAAAUGCUGACAGAGAAACCACCCUGGGCAGAGUACGAAGCCAUGGCAGCCAUCUUCAAGAUCGCCACCCAACCAACCAACCCCCAGCUCCCUUCCCACAUAUCAGAACAUUGCCGGGACUUUCUAAAGCAGAUCUUUGUGGAAGCCAGGCACAGACCCUCUGCUGAAGAGCUGCUCAGACAUCAGUUUGCACAGCUCCAGUACUGAAUUACCUCCCUUGCUAGCAGCUCCUGCUGGGCUCUCCGUGCCCCGUCUGGUCUAGUUGCAACCGCCCAUUGUGGUGCUGCAUCUUCCAAAUGCCAACUCAGCUGGCCUAGUCCUUUGGGGA